AUGUUGCUAAACGAGGCUAAUAAUAGAGUAUAUAUAAAUAUGUUAAUUAAUGCGUCCCUGAAGGCUAUUUACUUAAGUAAGGUAAUCUUAAUUAGAAGAGCUAAGGGUAAAUUACGUAACCCCGGCACUAUUCGAGCAUUAGUACGCCGCAAUUAUUCCCAGUACGAAUUGGGUCCUAGUAUCAAGGAGAUGGAUACUAGGCGCGAGCAAGCACUAAGGAAGAGAAUCCUGUGCGCGCACGAGAACUAUGUAGGGCACGCCGUGUGUGGAUCUAGAAUACGGACUACAGUACGGGUUAUAUUACCCUCUAUCUAA
Neurospora tetrasperma FGSC 2508 is the source of this 315-nucleotide messenger RNA. RefSeq lists its product as uncharacterized. The transcript has 9 exons. The record is from RefSeq and is a predicted model, not a curated record. NCBI's taxonomy places the organism in Eukaryota, Fungi, Ascomycota, Sordariomycetes, Sordariales, Sordariaceae. The coding region runs from base 1 to 315 and encodes 104 amino acids.